AUGGACCAACCGUUAGUGUCAAGGUUAUGAAGCGAUAGUGGGAAGUCGAGUGGGUUCGGUUUUGUUUGCUUCAAGAGGCAUGAGGAUGCACAGAGAGCCGUGAACGAGAUGAACAGGAAGGAGCUAAACAGGAGGCUGAUAUAUGUAGGCCGCGCCCAGAAGAAAGGAGAGCGCCAGACGUUGCUGAAACUCAAGUUUGGGCAGAGGAAGCCUGACCCCAAGGCCAAAUACAGAGGUAUCAAUCUCUUUGUAAAGAACCUGGAUGAUGCCUUUGAUGAUCACCGUUUAAGGAAGGAGUUUUCUGCAUUCGGAACAAUCAUCAGCGCCAAGGUGAUGACGGAGAGGCUUUGGCUUUGUUUCCCGCUCCUCCCCCGAGGAGGCCACCAAGGCUGUGACAGAGAUUAAUGGCCGUAUCGUGGGCACCAAGCUGCUUGACGUUGCCCUGGCUCAGAGCAAGGCACAGCGCCAACAAUACCUGGCAGACAGGGACAAGCAGUGUCAUGGCAGUGCCCAACCCAUCAUCAACUCCUACCAGCCUCCCAUUCCACAGGUAAAUCCAAACAAGAAUCAUAUAUUCAACUUGGACAUGAGUAAUGAACAUUAUAUUGAGAAAUGCUAACUUCGAAUUCCAUAUAACCUUUUACUCCAAUGUGUACAUUCCUCAGACUCAGACCCAUGCAGCUGCCUACUAUUUCAGUAACCAACUGGCUCAGCUGAGUUCCAGCCCUGGCAUGAUGCCCGUUCAGCGGAUAGCGCCCACGUCAUCCUGCCAGUGCAGAUGCAGCCACUGCCAUGAGCAAGCCUAAGUACAAGUAUGUGUGAUCGAAUGAAAUGUGCCUUAAAGAAAUACAUAAGUACAGUACCAUAAAGUGUAGCAGCAAUCAAUAUGCUCAUCAUUCAUCUGAGUGUGAGCUCGAUUGAGGUCUAAGCAGUUUGAUUGUUGAUGUCUAGGAAUUCCUAUAUGUGGAACAUACAGCCAGCUUCUCAUUCAUUACAAACGUGACUGAAGCAAGCUUUGCUGUGCUCGUGAAUCAUUUCUCAUAUCUUCCUCCUUUCAGGAAUUCAACAUUCGCAGCCGGCGAUGGCGUACGCAAUAAUCCUCUGCUCCCCACGGCAGUCCAUAUUGAAGUCCAGGAGCUUCACCAGGCUAAAGCCAGGCAGAAAUAUGUCCCAAACACUGGAGCUUGAAGCCAAGAGAGGGACGGGGUCCUUCAAACUUCCUUCACAGAAGAAGAAAGAAAUUAAGAUGAAAUUAUAUUUAGCAGAAAAGCCCCAGAGCAGUCAGAAUUCUGUUUCCUGUGUUCCCACUAGGCCCCUCCAAUUAGGUCCCUCACUCAGACCACUCCCAGACAGUGCUAUUUUGCUUUUGCUUGAGAUGAUUUUUAAUUUUUUUAUUUUUAGCUAUUUUUUAUACUUUUCUACCAUUUUAAUGGAAAACUAUUACAGUAAGGCACUUAAUUGUUACCCAGAAAUUAUUUGAUGUUGAGAUUAAAAAACGGCUGCAUAUGGACUUCAAUAAAUAAGUACUUUUUCCAAAAAUGAAUUCAUGAUUGACUCUGCCAAGUCAUAAGAUAAGCUAGACCUUGAAAGAAACAAGGGUAAUUUUAGGUCUGGAAAAAUAUUAAAGUUUCCUUUGUUUUACUUCUUUUUACUGUGUUUGUGUGUAGCUGACAUGAGUCGGGCUCAUGGUUGCUCAUGGUCUCGUGAUGGGGAAGACCUGCCUGAGACUUCAAAAUCAGUGUCGUGUCGGCCAAUGGCCCAAAAGGGUGUUUCCUCUUGGUCUAAUGGUUAAGACGUUGGUUUCUUCUGUGGUAGACACAGGGUCAGAUCCCUCCCGUGACGCGCUCAGAUCAUUAGUUGUCUUGUGCGCAGACAAGAUAGCUGAGCAUUUUGAAACUGAAGACUGGCUGUAAUAUAAUUUCAAACACACUGAUACACACACAACUCCUCGGUAACGUUGAUCUCCAGGCCCUUGUCCUGGAGGUUGGACACGAGGGUGUUGUUGCCCGGCACCCUGUAGACGAUUGUGUACUCCAUACCCAUGUUCUCCACCAACCCACAGCACAGCUCCACGAUCAGAGGGACAAACUGGUGGAGGGGGGAGAGAGAGAAAGAGGGGAGGGAGGGAGGGAAUAGUGGAAGCGAGACAGUGACUUAAGGGAUGGAAAGUCCAUCAGUGUGUCUCCCUCCGGGAUGCAACAAAUCUCGGCACAUCUUAAAGGCCAUCAAUGGGACGACAGGCCUAUAUACUGCACAGUACAUCCAUGUCUUACAGUAGCUGCACCGCUCUACACCAGACCUGGGUUCAAUUAGGAUCUAUUUUCUUUCAAAUACUUUCAGCCUUUCGAUUUCCUCUGUCUAUGGUGUCAGAUGGGCAGGGUUUGCACUUUGCACUUUUGAAACUAUCCCAUUGGUGUCAGACAAGUUCAAUCUAGUGCACAUUUGAAACAAAGCAAAUACUAGUACUAUUUAAAUACUACUAUUUUAUUUCAUUAUUUUAAUAGUGUAUAUAAUAGUAUACUUUUAGUAUUUACUGUUAGUACUACUGUAGUCUCACGUUGCUAUCCCCCCAAAUCUCGUUCAUUACUCAGCUAUUGGUUUCCAAACAAAUAUGAGGAAGCCUGGACCUGAAGGUUCCUGCCAUACCAACCAGCUCUCUGUUUUUUCUCCCCAGGCUCUGACCCUCCAGGGUCGUCUGAAGUUCCUGCAUGGCCAGAACUACCGGCUGGAUGAUGGCUGCAACAUGCCCCCCCAGCUGGCCCUGUUUGCCAUCGCUACCCCCCUCCAGCCCCCAUCCAUCCUGGAAAUCAGGACCAAGAACAUGAUCUUCAGGACCAAACACAAGCUGGACUUCACCCCCAUGGCCUGCGAUGCC
Molecule: messenger RNA, 2875 nt
Organism: Coregonus sp. 'balchen'
Lineage: Eukaryota; Metazoa; Chordata; Actinopteri; Salmoniformes; Salmonidae
Source: the annotation of a GenBank genome assembly